UGUGACGCUGCACUCUAACCGUCAAAAGGGAAGUUAGUCACCGCUUCUGCUGCUAGCCAGCUAACUUGCUACAAAAAGUAAACAAGUCUGAGGGGAGAGAUGAAUUUGAGUUGUGUGGCACUAUAGCCUUACACACAUGAAGGAAGACAAGGAAAACACUCGUCCGAAGGACAAAAAAGUGGACAUAAAGUGUGAAGAUGGAGAAAAGAUGGAGAAGUCUAAGGAAAAGAAAGAGGCCAUGACAAAGAUUGUGAUCAGGCGCUUACCACCAAGUCUAACUAAGGAGGAGCUUGAGGAGCAGCUGCAGCCUCUCCCAGAGGUGGACUACUUGGAGUUUUUCUCCAAUGACACCAGCCUUUAUCCUCAUCUCUUCGCAAGGGCUUACAUCAAUUUCAAAAAUCAAGAGGACAUAGUUCUCUUCAGAGACAGAUUUGAUGGAUAUGUGUUCAUUGACAACAGAGGACAAGAGUAUCCUGCCAUUGUGGAGUUUGCACCUUUUCAAAAGACUGCCAAGAAAAGAGUCAAGAAAAAGGAUGCAAAAUGUGGAACGAUUACUGAAGAUCCUGAUUACAAAAAGUUCCUUGAGUAUUAUAAUGGAGAUGAAGAAAAGUUUACAUCCACACCUGAGACUCUGCUGGAAGAGAUUGAAGCAAAAUCAAAGGAACUUGGAGGAAAAAAAACUACCCCUCUGCUGGACUUCUUGAAGAACAAACAGAGGCUCAGGGAGGAAAAGAAGGAGGAGAGAAGAAGAAGGGAGCUUGAACGCAAGCGUCUGCGUGAUGAAGAGCGCCGUAAGUGGAGGGAGGAGGAAAGAAAAAAGCGCAAAGAAGCAGAGAAGAUGAAAAGACUUGAGAAACCACUGGAGAAAGACAAGGACCACAUUAAGGAAGAACCAAAAAUCAAGCUCCUCAAAAAGCCAGAAAGAUCUGAUGAUGGUGAUUCUGAGAAACCGAAGGAAAAGAACAAGAAACCAGAGAAGCCAAAUAAAGAGGACCGAUCCAUGGGAAGUGCUGAUCAGAAGAGACGCCACAACAUUGAUAAUAAAGAAGAUCGCGGCCGAAAAGCGGAUGAAGACGGCCGAAAAGAGUUCAGGGAACGUGACACAGAUCGAGACCGUGAACGAGACAGAGAGAAAGAACGGCGGCAAAGGGAGAAGGAGCGCAUCAGACGCCAGGACGAAGAUCGGAGGAGGAGGAGAGAGCGUCAGGAUGGAGAGAACACCUACAGGAAGCGGGAGGAAGAGUUUAAAAAAGAAAAAGACCGUGUCUCAGAAAAGAAAAAGGGUGAACACAUGGCAGAUUCUACUCACAGUGAAAGGCCAGAGAAACAUGCCAAAGACAACAAGAAGGAGGAGAGUGUCAAAAGAGAGCGUCUACGAAAUAAGGAUCGGCCGGCCAUUCAGCUGUACCAACCAGGAGCCCGAAGCCGCAACCGUGUAACUGGAGGGGGAGAUGAGCUCAAAACUGCUGACAAGAAACCAGAUACCGAGACAAAGAAAGUGUCUGAUAAGGGAGAGGAUUGAACAGAAGUUACUUAUGGCAUUUUAAGUUCUUUGAAGAGAGGAUGGCAGGCCUGUGAGGCUCAGAGCAGAAUACAGCCACGUCUUCUGUGGUUAGAAUAUCCAGCUCUCACAGUGACGGAGCAUACGGUAGUAGAGCCUCUUUAUUAUUUGGUAGGAAAGGUAACGGUUACCUUUGGAAGAGGUGUGGCUGUAGGGAACAUUAGAUGAAGCCAAAACUUUGUUGGACCAUGAAACUCAGUGUGGCCUUAUUUCAGUAUUGUUUCUCUGAUAUGAUGCUUGUAACACCCUGUAUACGUCCGCUUUUAACUUAUUCAUGUCCUCAUAUCACACUCUGUAGAUACUCGUCAGGUGUUGCCCACCUACAGUUUCCCUAUUACAUGACUUAUCAUAUCAGCAUUGCCAAGCUCAACUGGUUUGAACACUGUCUGGAAUGACAUUUUUACCAUUUUUAAGUUUGAAGUGUGAUUAAAAAAUAUCUUCAUUUUAUUUGGGGAGCUAGAUAAUCCACUUAAAAUUAUUCAUAGCAGCAAGUCUGAUACACUUGUUGUCUGUUGAUCAUGGCAUGUUGUUUAGGACAUAAUCUUUAUUUCACCAUUUUUCUCUCCACUAGCAGAUCAUCGCAAUUUUGCAGAGGAGAAAUAGCCAUUCCUGAUCAGACUGCCGUGCCUGCAUGCAGACUUUAAUCAGAGCAUCCAAACUGUGGCCUUUCCUGUUUUCUAAUAUAAUAAACUGCUCCCCUUAAAAUCUGUGAUGCACUAAACUGAAUACAGCAUGAAAGAAUAUCACUGCUGAUAAAGCUAACAACAAUGCCACUUUUGACCAGAAUAAAACAUUUCUUUGUAGAAA
Messenger RNA from Sphaeramia orbicularis (orbiculate cardinalfish), 2368 nucleotides. It is a transcript of the gene upf3b, whose product is annotated as UPF3B regulator of nonsense mediated mRNA decay. Gene Ontology annotation, biological process: nuclear-transcribed mRNA catabolic process, nonsense-mediated decay; positive regulation of translation. The transcript is spliced from 10 exons. Bases 137 to 1522 code for a protein of 461 amino acids. Gene Ontology annotation, molecular function: mRNA binding. Lineage: Eukaryota; Metazoa; Chordata; Actinopteri; Kurtiformes; Apogonidae. The record is from RefSeq and is a predicted model, not a curated record. Gene Ontology annotation, cellular component: cytoplasm; nucleolus.